Molecule: messenger RNA, 2189 nt
Organism: Phoenix dactylifera (date palm)
Lineage: Eukaryota; Viridiplantae; Streptophyta; Magnoliopsida; Arecales; Arecaceae
Product: GDP-L-galactose phosphorylase 1-like
Biological process (GO): glucose metabolic process
Cellular component (GO): cytoplasm
Molecular function (GO): GDP-D-glucose phosphorylase activity
Source: RefSeq, a predicted model, not a curated record
GCAAGAGACCAGCGGCGAAGAAGAAGAGAGCACGAAGCCGAGAGAUCGAGCGCUCGAUCCAAUCGUAGGGCUUCCGAUUUGAGACACCACGGCUAGCCUUGCAGCCGACCGGCGGGCAACCGACCGCCACCUCAACCCCCACGGCCGCCACCAACAAGUGGAGCGCCGCCGGGCUACCGACGAGGCCCUCCGCCUCCCCCUAGACAAGCAGCGCAGCCCCGCCCCACACGGCGGCCGCGGCGCCCUCCCCUCCGCCGGCGGCCACCCCUCCGACCUCCUCUUCCUUGCCGGCGGCGGCCCUCUAUCUGCCCUCCUCUUUCCCCGCUCUUAAUUGACCUGUUCCUCCCUCAUCUACGUAUCGAUAGAGUUGUAUAGAGAUGCUGACCAUCAAGAGGGUCCCCACCGUAUUUUCCAACUACCAGGAGGACGCCGCCGAGCCCCGCGGCUGCGGCCGGAACUGCCUCGGCAAGUGCUGCUUGCCCGUCUCAAAACUUCCCCUUUAUGCCUUCAAAAGCGACUCGAAGCCGCCGGUUUCUCCCUCUGGCGCCACCGAGGAUCCACCGGCCGACUUUUUCCUCAACGCCCUUUUGCUUGGACAGUGGGAAGAUCGGAUGAGCCGGGGGUUGUUCCGGUAUGAUGUGACGGCCUGCGAAACCAAGGUGAUCCCUGGGGAGCAAGGGUUCAUUGCCCAGCUGAACGAGGGCCGCCACCUCAAGAAACGGCCCGCCGAGUUCCGGGUCGACCGCGUCCUCCAGCCAUUUGAUCCUGCCAAGUUUAACUUCACCAAGGUUGGCCAGGAGGAGGUGCUGUUCCGCUUCGAGGCCGGGGGAGCCGACAAGAGUCGCUUCUUUGAGAGUGCCUCUGUUGAUGAAGCCAACCCUCCUAGCGUCGUCGCAAUCAAUGUAAGUCCUAUUGAGUAUGGUCAUGUGCUGCUGAUCCCGCGUGUGCUCGACUGCUUGCCUCAGAGGAUCGACACCGAGAGCUUCUUGCUUGCCCUCCAUAUGGCAGCAGAAGCAGGGAACCCUUACUUCAGGCUGGGAUACAAUAGUUUGGGUGCCUUUGCCACUAUUAAUCACCUGCAUUUCCAGGCUUAUUGCUUGUCGGUGCCGUUCCCGGUGGAGAAGGCUACAACAAAAAAGAUACCAAUAGCUAAGGGCCUGGCUGAUGGUGGUGUGAAAAUCUCACUAUUGAUGAAUUAUCCUGUGAGAGGCCUGGUUUAUGAGGGUGGGAACACCUUGAAGGACCUAGCUGAUGUGGUAGCCAACUCCUGCAUUUGCCUUCAAGAAAGUAACAUACCAUUUAAUGUGCUUAUUUCUGACUCAGGCAGAAGAAUCUUUCUUUUUCCACAGUGCUAUGCUGAAAAACAGGCUCUUGGUGAAGUGAGCCAGGAGCUCUUGGAUACUCAAGUGAACCCUGCUGUAUGGGAGAUCAGCGGGCACAUGGUGCUGAAGCAAAAGAAAGAUUAUGAAGAGGCAUCAGAGGACUAUGCUUGGAGGCUGCUGGCUGAGGUCUCCCUCUCUGAAGAAAGGUUUCAAGAAGUCAAAGCUUGUAUCUUUGAAGCCACAGGUUUGGUGGAGGCCGAAGUGGAAGAUACAGAUGCGAACGAGAAUAAAGGAACUUAUCAGUCUACCACAGCUUCCAAUACUCAUUUCCCAGAAGGCUGUCUGGUUCUACAGUGAAUGAUGAGCCUUCAUCUGCUACUGCUGUUUGCUUUCGCUUGCUUGCUUCUGUACCAAAUAAGGGCCGUUAUGGUGCUGUUUUGUGCAGGAACGUUGCCUGAGGACUUGUUUUUCUUCAGUGUGUGCUCUUUGUUGUUGGCUUAUGUUCCAAUUUUCAGACUGCCAAGCAGAUGCUGAAUCUAUUGUUUGUUUUCAACCCAUAUCUAGUUCUAUCAUGUUCUCGUUCUCAUUGAUGUUUCUAAUGAAGUCUAUGGGCCUAAAAUGAGUACCAAGACAACUAGUGAGAGCAUGUAAAAAUGAGUACCGAGAUGUUUGACACAAUUUGAAAAGCUAGUGAUUACGGCCAACCACUUUUGAUCGAUAGAAUCGUGGUUCUUUUCCAACCUGUGCGUAAAGUCUGCGCGUAAUGAAGAUAGGAGAAGUGAGGGAGUUCUAUUUUGUCCAUUUUCAAUUCAGUAUGGUUCUGUCCCUUCUGUAAUGUCAGAUGAAUAAAUAUACUAAUUCUGCUUC